GAUAGAGGAAGGGUUGCAGAAGUAAGUAUUAAUAGUCUAGACUAGACUACUGAGAGUAGUCUUUUAAAGUGUGAAACAUUAUCAAUCGAAACUCUUUUUUGUGGCUUGGGCAACCAAGUAAGUUGACUGGCAACCACUGCUGCAUCGUUCAUUGCUUUAUACUUCUAUAGUUUGUCUCCUUUGACCAUGGGGAGUGCAGCGUUUGAGAUCAAUGAGAUUCUGCUCCCCCAAAUCUCUGCCGUUGUGAGCAUGAUGGGGAGCUCCUUGAUCAUUGGCGAAGUGGUGCAAGAUUGGAAGGUUCAGGGUCGAAAUUUGGGAGCCCUUUCCCGCACUCUACUCUCCAUGAGUGUGGGAGAUUUGCUCUUUUCCUUUGGCUGGUUCAUGGCCAGUUUUGUGAUUAGCCACGAAGAAGACCCCGAGAAUCGGCAUAUGGAGCCGACCAGUGGAGGCUGCAAGUUUCAGGCAUUUAUCAUCCAAAUGGGCUUUCUAGCUUCCAUCUCCUUCAAUGCUUCCCUCGCCAUUAUAUACUUGCUCAUGGUCCAACACAAUUGGACGGGACAACGCCUCAUUCGAACCUUCCAACCGGUCGCCUUUGGAUUGUGGACUGUGAGUUUUGUCGUGGCACUUCUUCCCCUCAUUCUCAAUCUCUACCACGAUGCCGGCCCAAUGUGCUGGAUUGCCUCGGAUGACGCCAAUGUGGAUGUUUCCAACUUGGUCUUUGUGCUGCAAAUUAUACCCAUUUGGGUUUGCGCCUUGAUGGACUCGGUCAUCAUGUUCCUGGUCUAUCGCAAGACCAAGCAACUGGAACAGACAGCUCUUCGGAAUUCCUUCUUUGGACUUGAGGAGGAGGAGGAAGAAGAAGACCUUAGUGACAUGUCUAGUAGAUCUAAUCAAGAGCAACAACAUUCACAGCCUCCUGGUCAACGCAAUACGAAAACAUCUGAACCUGUGUUUGAGGAUGAUUCAGAAGGCCAGCCUGGCCCUGUUUCCAGAGUAGUACAGGCGAACACUGCAGAACCAGUGGACAGAGAGGACCUUGAGGCACAGCUGGGAUCAUCGAGCGAAGAUUGCAACCAGAGAACUUCAAGCACUCAUCUACGCACCUCUUCCGCUUCCCAAAAUCAUUUCUCCCACAUUGCUGCAGUCCAGGGCCUCUGGUACAUUGGAGGCUUCUUUCUCACCUUUGGACCGGCAACUCUAUCCGUCGUGGUGUACCUGGUGUCGGGAAGUUACAAUGUUCAGCUGUAUCGCAUGUCGUACUUCUUCUUGGCGCUGCAGGGCCUUUGGAACUUUCUCAUCUUUAGUCGAGGACGACGAGAAAUGAAGACUUGGAUCGGCGGCAAGGUCAAACAGAUGGUGUGGGGCGGUCUGUGCUGCCGCUGUUGUAUCUUCUUGCCCACACGAAGUGGGGACACUUCCCCCGCGUCGUCAUCGCAGCAGCCGAGCAGCCGAUGGAUGGCCCGGUCCAACGAAUCCACUUUGGUCCACAAGAACAAGAUGACUACCUUGUUCUCGGCGAUUUCAAACGCUUCCACGGUGAUGCAUUCCAACCAACGAAACAGUUCCACCAAGACGGCAAAGACUGAACCUUUGGUAGAGAGUAGUCUCCGUUGGAGUGCACGAGGAUCGGCAACGUCUCAUCAUGGCUGUGCGCUCUUGCCUCCCCAAUGUCCCCAACGCGACCUCUCCGCACAUAGUAGUGAGCCCGGCAUGGACGAGGAUCUCGAACACGACACCAGCAACAAUGCUUCCAUCAGUGAACUAUCAUUGCCAUCUCUCAUCAUGGACCGCAACACGGCUCCGCAGCGUCCUCAGCGGAUUCCUUCUGAUAGAGAAAUGUCGUCGUCGUCGUCAUCAUCAUCUGCUUCUGCUUCUUCCUUCACUGACGAGAUCAGCGCCAGUGCUGGCAAUACAACAAUCGUCAGCAUGAACGCAUCGCCGCAGACGUCGGAUCGACAAGUGUCGGCAGGUCCACCACAACGUCCUCAAAGAGUGCCAUCCACGUGCGAGCUAUCAUCUUGCGACGGUUCCUCGGAUUUGGAGUCAGACAGUGACGAGGAGGACAUGUCUUCCACCACCAGCAACACAGACGGAGAAAACGACCGCGUGGAGGGCUAGUCUAGCUAGAGCUGACAGCUGACAGUGAAGACUGAUCUACGAACGCUCGAAAGAUCCAGCAGCGACUGCCUUGGAUUGUCCAAGGAACAGUUGAAGUAGCAACGGAGCAAGAAGGCGCGCACACCCAACGCGAGAAGACGAGCCAAAACCACGCACCCCUGCGCUACAGUAGUAUGAUCCCUUUCAGAAAUGGGAUGGCUUCUUCCUCGACGGAGCUCCAGCCGGUAAAGGCAUGGAGGAGAGCAUUUCAGUGAUGGCCCAUCGCCUUCCUUUUCAGUCAGGCUUGUAUGGCCCGUUGCCCAUAGAAGCGUCAAUCUUCAAUCAAAACACGUUUCUUGUUGUCGUUCGCAGCCAUAUUGACAUAAAGACUUUUGGCAUUUCUGAAGGACAACGGAUGUCCAGCUGUCACAGUAGCCCAGAAUGUGGCAAUUCAUAAAAAAACGAUGGGCAACCUGGAUGUCUGCGGAAUUGCGCACGUCGAUCCCUCUGUUUCACAACCCCCCUAGGCCAAAAGUUUGCAUUCUUUUGUUCCGGUUCUGUACAACUCAAAUCAUUCCCUUCAGUCGUAGAUCUAAAAUGUCAGUUGUUUCGUUACGAUGCUGCCU
Seminavis robusta is the source of this 2723-nucleotide messenger RNA. The record is from the annotation of a GenBank genome assembly. Lineage: Eukaryota; Bacillariophyta; Bacillariophyceae; Naviculales; Naviculaceae.